Molecule: messenger RNA, 1379 nt
Organism: Ostrinia nubilalis (European corn borer)
Lineage: Eukaryota; Metazoa; Arthropoda; Insecta; Lepidoptera; Crambidae
Exons: 4
Coding region: 1-522 (173 amino acids)
Source: RefSeq, a predicted model, not a curated record
AUGCUGCAAGAGGCAGGCCUGGCCGACCUGCCGGGCCCUAAGCCCGCCGAAGACACCCAGCGAAGCACCCGCGAGGCUAGACACGGCAGCGACAGCUCCGAAACUCGACUCGGGAGCUUGGAUAGGACCAAAGUGUCAUUGGGAGACUCUGACCAGACGACGGAUUCGAGGAGAUUUAUACGCUCAGAAACGCAACUGGAAAGCUUGGAUAGGACCAAAGUGUCGUUGGGAGACUCCGACCAAAAUACGGACUCGAGGAGAUUUAUACGCGAGCAAUGGGGCACAGAAGGCACGAUGGUCAAGAUUCUAGGCGGUCUUAAAGCGCGGCGCACUCCGCUCACAGUCCGAAGUCUGGUGCGCGCGGGCCCGUCGCUGGCCGGCCACGGCGCUGUCAUCGCUGCACGCUGCUUCACCUCUAUACUCAAAUUGAAACAGCAUGGGUUCAUAAGAAUAAAUAAAGACCCUGAAACUUUAGAAAUAAGAGAUAUCCUAUUAGGACCUAAGUUUGACCAAGUAAAAUGAAUUUUGCAACUUUCGUUUAUUUUUAAUACUAAAGUGAUAUAAUUUGAUACAUACUUAUUUUCUGUACGUUUGUUACUUCCUUCUACUAGUGUUUCAUGAAUUGUUUUAUGUUAAGUUUUGUGUUUCUUUAUUUGUUAUGCUAAAUAAAUGUUAGUUAUUUCGAAAACUAGUCUGUUUUUGUUGAAAUAAAAAACCAGUGUUUGAUAUGAACAAUUUAUUUGAAUAAUUUGUAUAUAUAAUGAUAUGAUUUCUGUACAACUCUACAAUGAUAGUCAUCAACUAGAUUCAAGUCAACUAGAUAAUUUUAUGAGUAUCUUAAUUGUAGCUAGGUAGUGGCUUAAUAAUUUACAAAAUACUAGAGCGUGAAUGAAAGCUGUACAAUAAACAGUUGACUUAAUUAUUUUAGCUAAUAAUUCCUAACUUAUAAAAAUACAGUCAUAGUCUAUAGAAUUGGAAUUGUUAUUAACGUUAUUAAUUACAUUAAGGUACCUAAAAUAGGCAAUAACUUUUUACAUAGUAAGAAGCUUAGAAACAAAUAUACAAUAAGGGCAUCUAAAUGGAGUAUCCCCCUUCCUCCCUUGGUAUAAGCAUAUCACUAUUUAUUUCAUUAGAUUUAUACAAAAUCAGUCUCCUACUAUUUGUUACCGAGCUGUGUCGUGUGAAGAAAGUUGUUAUGCUAUACAAACCAACAAUAUUACAGUAACUCAGGCAGUCGCGGACUUCGCCGCACUAAUAGGACGUACAGCUUUGGACGUUUAGAAAACCUUCAACAACAAUAGUAUAUUUAUGUAUAAAUUAAUAGUCGCCACAAUCAUAGAUGUACCUUGUGAACCAUUAAAAUAUUAACCGCUAAUUAA